AUGGCGCCGUUGGUCCUCGAAACGGACCGUCGGGUUCUGGCGCACGCGCUCGGCCUGCGCCUGCACCGCCUUGUUCACCUCCGAGGCCCAGGCGCCGGCGCUGUCGCGGGGCGGCGUCUUGCGGCCUAUGUCGAGGCGCGUGAGGCCGCGCUGCAGGCUCGCGUCGUACAUGUUGAGGUUGCGCCGCUCGUCGGGCUGCAUCGGCUCGGCGGCUGGUACACGGGGCGCCGGGCGGGCGCGUCCGGGUCCACGGCCAUGGGCGAGGCGUUGCGGCGCGGGACGGGGUCGAACGACUCGAUGCCGGGCAGGCGCAACGACGACUGGGCGCUGGGCGGGUUCGCGAUGGGCGGCGGGGGUUCGGCCGCACCGCCUGGCUCCCGACGGCGCUCAGCUGGUGGUGCGCCUCCGCCACGCGUCGUCGGCGGUGCUCGCGUUGGAGUCGCGGCGGCCCGACCAGGCCGACGCCGACGACGCGGGCGACGUCAUGCCGACGCUCCCGCCACCCGCCGACGGCAGCGCGGCGGGGUGGGAGCUGUUGAGGAGUGCCGGGCCAAAAGGCGAGCGGCCGGGGCCCGAGAGGUGGGCCGGCUGGAAGGGGUUCGCGCUCGAGGGCACGCUGAGGCGGCGCCCCGGGGUGCGGCUGCCGGCCGAGUACAGGCUCUGGGACCUCGAGUGCGACGAGGUGGGCGACGCCAUGCCCGAGGGCCAGCGCGGGCUGCUCUGGGCCGUCGAGAAGGUGGCCGAGGUGGGCGUGCUGUAGUCGGCGGGCGACGAGGCGCGGUAGGGGUAGGGCUGUCGACGCCGCUGCGGUACGCCUCGAGCGACAGGCGGGACCGAGGGUCGGCGGCCAUGACGAGCGGCGUCGGGCGGCGGCGGGCGUCGGGGACCUGGGCGGCGUACGACGACGACGCCACGGAGCUGAUGCUGGCGAUGCUCGACGUCGACAGCGACUUGGAGUGGCCGCGCGCGGGGCCGCCGGCGCUGCCGCCCGUCGAGGCGCGGGCCCUGUUGCCGGCCUGCCGGACGCGGUCGGUGCGGAUCUGGCGUUGGAACCUCGAGCCCGUGGCGGCGAGGGAGUCGAUGGGGAUGUCUUCGUUGACGUGGACCGUCUGGGCGUGCUGCCGCAGGUUGUCUAGCCUCGAGAAGCGCCGCGAGCAGUGGCACUGGAAUGGCCGCUCGCCCGUGUGUUUCCUGGCAAGAGACUCACCGAAUGUGGCGGGCCAGGUGCUCGCUCCGGGUGAAGCUCAGGUUGCAAGGCGGGUAGUCGGUGCAGUAGAAACGCUGCGACUUCUUCUUGCUGGACCGGGAGCCGUCGGCAUUGACGCUGUCGUCGUCGGAACCGGCGUCGUCGAUGUCGGAGUCGUCCAUGUCGACGUCCAUGGGCGUCGACGACUUGGCCGACCGGUCGGCGGGCUCGGGCAGCUGGAUGGCCUGGGGGAAGGGACUUGUGGGCAGCGGCUUCUGGCCGGCGAAGGAGGCCCUCGUCGGGGUGGCGGCGGCGUCGUGGGGGGCCAUGGCGGCGAGGUGCUGGGCGUGAGGAGCCGUGCUCGGGCGGGAGGCGACGGCGGACGACGAGGCCGGGGCCGUCGGGUCUUCCUUGAUGGUCUGGGCGAUGAGGCUGUGGUUGACGGGUCGGAAGGUGGCGGCCAUGUCUCCCGCUCACAGACGCGAGCGUCGCGGGGCGAGGCCGACGGGAUGGGGAGCGACUGCCAGGGGCGAACCCUCAGCUGUCCGGGCAGACGGGCAGCGAAGCGUACGCCGUGUCGAGGGCGGUCGGGCUCGAUGGACGGCUGCGUGUCGUGUCGGCCGGCAUACGACUCGGGGUGUGCGGUGGCGAAGGGCCGUUUGCCGCGCUCUGCUCCUCAGCUGCUUGUCGUCGACGCUGGCGACGGGCGUCGGAUGGAGAUGGGAUGGAAAAUGACGGGGGAGCGAUGA
Molecule: messenger RNA, 1935 nt
Organism: Ilex paraguariensis (yerba mate)
Lineage: Eukaryota; Viridiplantae; Streptophyta; Magnoliopsida; Aquifoliales; Aquifoliaceae
Source: the annotation of a GenBank genome assembly